CGAUCGCUCACGGGAAAGCACGGGCACGGGCACGCGGCCCUCGUCCCGACCCCCCUCACCGCCGCGCGUCGCGCCUAAAGCCUCCGGCCCGCCCCCAUGGAUCCACCCACCCCUCUAGUCUAGAAUUCUAGAUCCCUCCUGCCUCCCCCACUCUCUCAUCUCAUCUCAUCUCAUCACAUCGCGCGCCCAGCUGCUGCAUGCGCGGAGAUAUAUAGGAACAAUUGAUCGGCUGGAUUGGAUCCCUUCCCUUGCGCGUGGUGGUUCUUGAUCCGGGCCGGGGCCGGCCGGGUGACGCCGCCGCCUAGGCCUUGGAGGUAGGCACGCAGCGCAGCAGCAUGUGGAAGGGGAAGAAGAGCGGCCCGCUGACGCGGAGGGGGAGGAAGCGGGAGUUCCCCAUCCGCGCGGCGGACUACGAGCUGCUCGAGCCCAUCGGGGACGGCGCCACCGCCGUCGUGCGCCGCGCGCGGUGCCGCCCGCUCGGCGGCGAGGUCGUCGCCGUCAAGAUCAUGAACAUGGCGCAGCGCACCGAGUCCGACGUGAACAACGCCUCCGAGGAAGUGAAGACCAUGAUUAUGAUUGACCAUCCAAAUCUUCUUAGCGCAUACUGCUCAUUUACUGAGGGCGAAGCCUUGUGGAUCGUAAUGCCCUAUAUGGCCGGAGGUUCGUGCUACCACUUGAUGAAGUCUUCGUACCCGAAAGGGUUUGAGGAUGAGAACUUCAUAGCAUUUGUGCUGCGUGAAACGCUCAAGGGUUUAGAAUACCUUCACGAAAAUGGCCACAUACAUCGUGAUGUAAAGGCUGGAAACAUACUACUUGAUCAAGAAAAAGGAGUGAAACUAUCAGAUUUUGGAGUUACCGCGAGCCUUUACGAUUCAAUAAUUAAUAGACAUGGCAAAAGGAAGACACUUGUUGGGACGCCUUGCUGGAUGGCCCCUGAAGUUAUGGAGCAAAAGGAUUAUGAUUUCAAGGCGGAUAUUUGGUCUUUUGGCAUAACUGCACUUGAACUUGCUAUUGGUCAUGCACCAUUUUCUAGCCAACCUCCAGCAAAGGUGUUUCUCAUGACGUUGCAACAUGCUCCUCCAUCACUUCAUAACACAAAGGAGAAGAAGUUUACAGAUUCCUUUAAGAGUAUGAUUGCCACUUGUCUAAUAAAAGACCCAACAAAGAGGCCGUCUGCCAAAAAGCUAUUAAAGCACCCAUUUUUCAGAAAAGCAAAGUCAGAACAUAAUGCCGUGAAAUGCAUGAUAAAUAAAUUGCCAUCAUUGGCUGAGCGGAUGCAAACUAUAAAGGAGAAUGAAGCAAAGUUGCAGGCAGAUAAAAAACCUCAUGAUAAAUGCAAAGAGGCCGAAUCACAGGAAGAGUAUAGACGGGGUGUGAGUGAGUGGAACUUUGAUAUUGCAGAUUUAAAAGCACAAGCAGCAUUGUACCCCGAUGAGAAUGAAGCAGAGGACUUUUUACGCUUUCUAUUUGAACUUGAUAUUGUUGAUGAAAGUACCCAACUACAAGAUCUUAGAGCACGGAAUUGCCCAAUGAACGAUGAGAGAAUGAACACUGGUGAUGAUGGCUCAGGAAAAUCAAAUUCGACAAGUCCAAUGUCCUUAUGUCAAAGUGUGAAACAGCUUGAUAAAGGAAGCCCAAAUGGUCUUUUGCACAAUGAGUCAUUUGAAAUUCAUUCGAUGUCACCUACUAAGCAACUGACAAGAGCAGUUUCUACCUGCAAGGAUGUUGAUGAAUAUUUAGAGAAAACUGCUUUUCAAAAGGGUCGUUUUAAAGUGAUACAUGAUUAUAGCAAGCUUGAAGGAGCAACACAAAGAGAAAAGGAGUUGCUAGAACGUAUUAAUAGUUUAGAGAAAAUGCUUCUUGCCACCCAGGAUGAAGUUGAGAGGCUUAAAGCAAAAGAGGCAAAAGGAGUAGAGGAGUGCCCAAAACAACAAUAGCAGUGAAAUGAAAGUAAACCGUGUUGUUACCUAGGUAAUGGUUGUAAUGGUAGGAAGCAAUUGUAGUGCAUAUGCAUAUCUCUUGUUAUCCUAAGAGUGCACUAAGUUGGUUUAGUUGAUCACAUGUUAGAAAUUGUUAGUGUAUUAUGUCCAAUUUUAAAAUGUUGUUUACUUCUUUCCUUACUUAAUAGAGGGGUUUAUAAGAGAGACUUAUUAUAUAUGAUGGUCUAGAUUUAUGACAUGUGAUGUUUUGGCACCGGAAAUCUGAUCAAGAUGGGGCGAAUUAUGAAGAAGGAAUGAUGUAUGGUUAUAUAGGUAGUUGAUAUGUAAAGAUAUAGCUUACCUAGAGGUAUAAAUGAAAAUCACCUCGGUGGUGUGGUACGGAUGGAAUUUGUUUUCCUUGAUGGAGUUGUUAUGGUUGUAUUAAAACUUUCUUGAUUAUAGGUAGUACAUGAUUCUUUACUUAUGUAUAAUUUCACAUAGCUUAA
This is a messenger RNA of Panicum virgatum (switchgrass), 2425 nucleotides long. RefSeq names its product serine/threonine-protein kinase BLUS1-like. Gene Ontology annotation, biological process: protein phosphorylation. The record is from RefSeq and is a predicted model, not a curated record. NCBI's taxonomy places the organism in Eukaryota, Viridiplantae, Streptophyta, Magnoliopsida, Poales, Poaceae. Bases 336 to 1937 code for a protein of 533 amino acids. Gene Ontology annotation, molecular function: protein kinase activity; ATP binding; protein serine/threonine kinase activator activity. The transcript has 16 exons.